Messenger RNA from Spirodela intermedia, 4771 nucleotides. The record is from the annotation of a GenBank genome assembly. Lineage: Eukaryota; Viridiplantae; Streptophyta; Magnoliopsida; Alismatales; Araceae.
AUGAAAGCUCCGGGGAGCGCCGGCGGGGCGGUCUCAAGGGGAGGAACCUCUUCUGAAGGUAAUCCUCCCUCACUCACCAUAUUAGAUAACACCAUAGUAGAUUGCAACCUCGCCAAUGUACUGACCGGUGUUGUCCAUCAGGUGGUGGGGAGACGAACGGGAUCAACGAGGAGCUGUGGUACGCCUGCGCCGGGCCGCUGGUGAGCUUGCCCCCCGAAGGAAGCCUCGUUGUCUACUUCCCCCAGGGCCACAGCGAGCAGGUCGGUGUACCAAAGCCCAGGCUGGAGAAGGCUCCCUUCUCUCCCUUUCCGGCUCCGUUUUGAACCCGAUCAAUCCUCUCCCACAAAUGCAUCCUGUUCAUACUGUUUCUUUCUUACAUCCCAAUUCCGACUCUUCUUCUCUAUUCCAUAUACAAUCAUCAUAGAUACUACUUUGUCUGAUCCUAAAGUUCUCAUUUUUCGCGCUUCAGAUUGCGGCCACUAUGCAAAGGAAUUCCGAUGCGCAGAUUCCCAGCUACCCAAAUCUUCCGUGGAAGUUGGUUUGCCUCCUGCACAGCGUCUCUCUGCAUGUAAAGCCUCCGCAUUCCCUGGUUUUCCCUCCCCUGUUGAUCAAAGCGAUGACCGCUCUUUGGUGCCUCUACCACCGAGAAGGAGUGAUGCUUAGUUUCCGCGAAUUCUCUAGGCAGAUCCAGAGACCGACGAUGUUUUCGCCCAGAUGACGCUUCAGCCGCUAAACAGCAAGGUGAGUACGAUUAAUUCGACAUCAGAUGGCCAUUCGAAGUGUGUUUGUUUUUGACAAACUUCAUGAUUAACCAGCUCCGGAGAACUGUUCACGCAAGCUGUCCUGAGCGAUGGCCACGUUUUCUAAGAUUCUCUCCUGUUCCAUUUUAUUUUUUCGUGACAGAACGACGAGGGAGUGGCGACGACGUCGGAUCUCGGACUGAAACCAGAGAGAUCCCAAACGGAGUUCUUCUGCAAAACCUUGACGGCAAGUGACACGAGCACCCAUGGAGGAUUCUCCGUUCCUCGCCGCGCAGCGGAGAACGUCUUCCCGCCUCUCGUAAGCGCCAGUUCUCGUCCACCGUAUCACGGACUUUUGCUAGAAUAUUCUUUUAGCCUUGAAACCAUUCAAUGAAUCGUCCUUGUUUACUGCGUUUUAUGUAGGAUUACUCUAUGCAGCCUCCCGCACAGGAGCUGCAAGCAAGAGAUUUGCAUGGCAACAUAUGGACUUUCCGCCAUAUCUACAGAGGUAUCGUCUCUAGCUCCACCCACCUUCUCUCUCUCUCUCUCUGGAUAUAUAUAUAUAUAUAUAUAUAUAUAUAUAUAUAUAUAUAUAUCCAUUUUACUGUCGUCAAUCUAUCGGUUCGAGGACCUUCCUGGUCUUACCCCACCCGGUUCUUUAUUUACUGUCGUCGUUUUCAUUUUUCGCUCUAUUCAUUUGAAUCUGGUUCGUCGAAAAUGGGUUUUGGAUUCUCCUUCUUGCCCACCUCCAUUAAUCAUUGAUCAGGUCAACCAAAACGUCACUUACUCACAACCGGCUGGAGCACGUUCGUCAACGGGAAGCGGCUCGUCGCCGGCGACUCGGUCCUGUUCAUCAGGCAGGAACCCUCGCUUCCUUCUUUGUUGACCUUCCGAUCCCCGGAGCGGACUGCUUGGAGCUGACCUUUUGUUCGCGGAUCGAGCAGGGGCGGCAAAAAAGAGCUUCUGCUGGGGAUCAGACGGGCCAACCGGCAGCCUUCCAACAUAUCUUCGUCGGUGCUGUCAAGUGAGAGCAUCCAGAUCGGGAUUCUGGCGGCGGCGGCGCAUGCUUACGCAAGCCGCAGUCGAUUUACCAUCUUCUACAAUCCAAGGUGGGGGUCCUUACAUCUCCUCCUUCGCUACUUUCCCUUCAUCGCCAUCUCUUUAAGAGCACUUGCCUUCCACUUCGUCGCCGAGUUUCACGGGGAUGAUGAUCGAGGUCCGCUCUCGCAGAGCCAGCCCCUCAGCAUUCGUCAUCCCUCUGGCAAAAUAUAAGACGGCGAUCUACAGCUACCACGUGGAUUUCGGCACGCGGUUUCGAAUGAUGCUCGAAGCAGAGGACUCAGGUAAGAGAAGGUAAUCGAUCUUCCAUCCUUUCGAUCUGAAUUCAACGAAUAAAACAAAAAACGUGUUCUUUCCUUCACAAGAAGAAAAGCCCUUCAGCAACAUAAUCCUUCUCUCUCGUCUGUCCGCCGCAGGCACACGGGUACUAUCACGGGCAUAGGCGAUCUCGAUCCUGUUAGGUGGAGGAACUCCAAGUGGCGGAACCUUCAGGUGAUGGCCGCCCGUUUGUUUAUACGACUCCCCAGUCGCGUUCUGUCUGCACUCGAACUGGAUUGGGGGUUCAGCUCAAUCACGAAUUCCAUAAUGUGUUUUCUUUCCCCAAACAGGUCGAAUGGGACGAGUCUGCACCCGGGGAAAGGCGAGACAGGGUGUCAGUAUGGGAGAUCGAGCUGGUUCAAGCGCCAUUCGUCAUAUGCCCUUCCCUCCCUUUUCCCGGAUCUAGGCAACUGAGACGCCCUGGACUGCUCGGUACCGGGAAAUUCUUGAUCGCACUCUCUCCAGUUCCCUGGCUCCUCCUCCCAGAGCUGACACAAAUUCCCCAUACUCUGUUCUGCAGCUGACGACGGCGGCGACCCGACGGAGAUGGAGAACCUCCUGAAGAGAGCGGCGCCCUGGCUCGGCUACGAGAUCUGCUUCGAUGACUCUGGCUCGCCUAAUGCCGUGGUUUCGACCGCGCCCUACGCAUCCCAGAGGCUGAACAUGCAAAACCUUUCGCUCGCUGACCCCAGAAAACGGAGUUCCCUGCAGAACUGUGAGCGGAUCGAUGCUUCCAGAACCCACGAAGAAACCGAAAGGUUUGAUCAGCUCUCAAGGCUGCAAGUUCCUACAGGCCAACGACAGCCCCAAGACAUUGGCCCCCAGAAGAGGCCCCAUUUGUACUGCGGUCAAGCAUAUCCUUCGAAUCUGAGCGAGAGUCAACUAUCGCAGAAUCCGGUCUUUGCUCGGAGUCAGAUCCUCCAGCAGCAACAGCCUCAAUUCCUGACCCCUCAGGCUCAACGCUCUGGUGGAGGCUUCACACUGCACCAGACUCAGGAGCAGCUGCCGCUCCAACAGUUUCAGGAUUGGCAAGCUCAGCUGCAGCAGCCUCAGAGACUUUCUCAGCAGCAAUCUCCCUUGGAGCAACAACCUGCACCUCAACCACCCCAGCAAGUUCUUGAGCAGCAGACGAUGGUUAUCGAAGAAACACCGCCUAUGCCAGGCACCCAAUCGCUUACCCAGCAUCCUCGACAAAGGGUUUUUCCAUAUCCGACCGAGCUGCCGAGGAGCGUCGCCGCUCAACAUUCAUCGGCAAAUACUCUCCCAGGAACUGGUGGUUGUCGGUUGACCUCAGGUGGAAGUCCUCCGGUGCUCACCCAAGAAGACACCGCCCCCUUCUUCUUUGGUUCACCAAACUCGACAAAUAGUUUCCCCGUGCUCGCUCAAACAGCCUCCUCGGUCGAAACAUGCCGCCACGCGGUCAUGGCAGCGGAGGUCCCCGGUUCUUUUGAGGAUUUGGCUACCGCUGCGGGCCGGACUGUGAAUCAGCAGAAGCCCGAAGUAAAACCUUCGAUCCCUGUUAUUCCCAAGACCCAGUCACAGGCUCGCGUGGGCACCAUCGCCCCUCAAGCAUCAUCUUACGCGUACACCACGGCCCGUAUGGACUUGCCGAGCUCAUCCUCUCCGGGAACUUCUGCGAGCCUGUCCCCAGCAGAUGCAACACACACCUACCCAUUUUCUUUCAGCGGACAACGCUCGGCCGUGUACCGGGACGCGGCCGUCGAUGAGAGCGCAGGCCCGCCAGAUGGAGGAAAUAGAGUCAUCUUCGGCGUCGCCAUGGACAAUAUCCUCGGAACGCCGACACCGAGCGAUCCUCUGUCAGGAGCAAAGGCCGACGCAAGCCCGGGGAAGGAGCACAGGAGCCGUCCUCAUCUCGCUUCAGCCGACAUGACCCACGAUUACGAUGCCCACCAGCAAGAAGCGGUGUCUGCGAUGUUCGCCCAGUCCUUCGGGGCCGUCUCAGACAUGGCGUUCAGUGCAGUCGACUCCACCAUCAGCGACGGCAGCUUGUUGACUCGACCUUCGUCAUGGACCACACCUCCCCCUUUUCAGAGGAGGAGGACGUACACAAAGGUUCAGUAUCAUUCCCGUUGCCCUUCUCUCUCUUUUUUUCAUCUCGACGGCCCGCUACAACACAAACCCGACUGCUCCCUGAAACCCGACCCGCAGGUUUACAAGCGCGGGGCCGUCGGCAGGUCGAUCGACGUGGCUCGCUACUCGGGCUACGACAAACUGAAGCGGGAUCUCGCCCGGAUGUUCAGCAUCGAGGGGCAGCUCGAGUACCGGCAGCGGAUGGGCUGGAAGCUGGUGUACGUGGAUCACGAAAACGAUGUUCUCCUCGUCGGCGACGACCCCUGGGAGUGAGUUGACUGACCAGAGAGAGAGAGAGAGAGAGAGUGGGUCCUACCCUUUGCCUCUGACUCUGCUGAAGCUACGCAAUAUAUCAAUCUGCCUGCAGGGAGUUCGUCAACUGCGUCCGGUGCAUCAAGAUACUGUCGCCGCAGGAAGUAGAGCAGAUGAGCCUGGACGGCAGCGACCUCGGCGCGAAAGUGGACGUCGUCUUUCCAUACCAGGCGUACAACAACUCCGACGUCCCGGGCGAGCGCAACAACUCCAGCAAACCUGCUGCCGUAUCCUACGACAACGCGGACUGA